Messenger RNA from Phodopus roborovskii (desert hamster), 1307 nucleotides. RefSeq names its product ADP ribosylation factor like GTPase 5B (gene Arl5b). Gene Ontology annotation, cellular component: trans-Golgi network; cytoplasm. The record is from RefSeq and is a predicted model, not a curated record. The transcript is spliced from 6 exons. Bases 264 to 806 code for a protein of 180 amino acids. NCBI's taxonomy places the organism in Eukaryota, Metazoa, Chordata, Mammalia, Rodentia, Cricetidae. Gene Ontology annotation, molecular function: GTP binding; GTPase activity. Gene Ontology annotation, biological process: protein localization to Golgi membrane; vesicle-mediated transport; intracellular protein transport.
UGGGGAGGCGGGGCGGGGGCGGGGCUCUCGGCCGGUUAAGGCUGUGCUGGGUAGGUGGGCGCAGACCGAGAGACUACGGGUCGGGGCUGGGCUCAGCGCGCCGCGAACAAAGGCAUCUGCGGCUGUUCCCUGCUCCGCGGAGGACCGAAGCUUCGCGGGACUGAGGCUCCGCGGCUCCGUGUCGGCUUCGGCUCGGCUCCACCGCGGGCGCCGCGGCAAUUGCCGCUCAGCGCUGCCCAGGGAGCCUGUCCUGCCCGGGGCUCAUGAUGGGGCUGAUCUUCGCUAAAUUGUGGAGCCUUUUCUGUAACCAAGAGCACAAAGUAAUCAUUGUGGGGCUGGAUAAUGCAGGGAAGACCACCAUUCUUUAUCAGUUCUUAAUGAAUGAAGUAGUUCAUACUUCUCCAACCAUAGGAAGCAAUGUUGAAGAAAUAGUUGUGAAGAACACUCAUUUUCUUAUGUGGGAUAUUGGUGGUCAAGAGUCUCUGCGGUCAUCCUGGAACACCUAUUAUUCAAACACAGAGUUCAUCAUCCUUGUUGUCGAUAGCAUUGACAGGGAACGACUGGCUAUUACAAAAGAAGAAUUAUACAGAAUGUUGGCUCAUGAGGAUUUAAGGAAAGCUGCAGUUCUCAUCUUUGCAAAUAAACAGGAUAUGAAAGGGUGCAUGACAGCAGCUGAAAUCUCCAAAUACCUCACCCUUAGUUCAAUUAAGGACCACCCGUGGCACAUCCAGUCAUGCUGUGCGCUAACAGGAGAAGGGUUAUGCCAAGGUCUAGAGUGGAUGACCUCCCGGAUUGGUGUGAGAUAAUCUUUUGCUUGAAAAAGACUUCUCUAUUUAUUCCGUGACAUGAACAUUUUUCCUAAUACCUUUGGCUGCUGAGGCAGCAGCAUGUUUAAUUUAUAACAACACAAACCUCUGAGCAACACUUGAAUCAAGUGCCGCUGUACUGGAACAUAAAGAUGUUUUCUUACCUUUGUUUCAGAUGCACUAAUCUUCAGUCGGAUGAGCAUAAUGUGUAACUAUGUUUGCAGCAACAGAACUUUUCUGACUGCUUAUUCUAAUUAUUUGGUGACUGCCUUGUAAAAACUGUUUGUCAUAUAUUUCAUGUCAUCUGAAGUAUUGUUACAUCCUUUAUAACCCGUUUCUUUCCCUUCUUGGCCACCACUCUCUCUCCCAGGUACUCAGUGCUUUCACAGAGCAGUAGUAGUUGUCAUCUACUACUUCUCCGGCACUAAACAUUUUGUUCUGUUCUCUACGAGCCUUUUUAUCAUUUAGACAGAAUUAAUUACAGUGAUGAAAAUCUACCUA